CUCAAUCCGGCCUUAUGACCGCCUGAUGAUCUUCUCGCACGACGGAGGGCUAGCAGCGCCCGUAUUUCUGAGAUUACGUCGCCGCAUUCGAGUCCCACUGGCAGUGGGCGGGCUGGGACUGGCACAAUGACAGCCAGGGCAACAGACACACACACAGGCCAUACAAUCGAACGGCGGCGAGAGCGGAAGGGCCCGAGUCCGUGCGGCCUUCGUGCGGAGUGUUCCAGAAAAUUGGAUUAUCUGCGUUUUGCUGCUACCCUCAGAUCGCAAAUCGGGCCUUCUCCCCGAUAGCCUGAUCCGCUACAACAAUCAUCUCGUGCGCACGACCACCGCGCUGCUUCCUCCCAUGAACGCAUCCCUCCGUUUUUAAAAGGAUGGACCAUACUUCGGGGGGGCUUCCCAUCGAAAGCCUCUCCCAAACCUUCAGCGUCAUGGCCGAUAGUCUCCCGUACCCGUCCCCAAGUCAGUAUAUACCCCCUUCAUACUUUACGCAGCCGCACGGUCCCGGACAUAUGCAUGUGGUGGCUCCGCCCACAAGACAAGAUACCACGACACAGAGGAAACGUCCAAAGUAUACGCGCAGCAAGACCGGGUGCCUGACGUGUCGAGCGAAGAAGAUCAAGUGCGACGAGUCGAAGCCUAACUGCCUGCGCUGCACUCAUGGACAACGCGAAUGUACGUGGCCCGAGGGUGUGCCAGCACGCAAGAAGCCCGCACCAAAACGCGAGCCCGCUAUGGACACUGGCCUUGAAACGCGACCGUCGACGGCUGGUUCGUCGGGGGUUUCCGAGUCGUCAACACCUUCCACUCGCGGCGUCACUCCGCCGCUCAAACGAGAGCCCGCCGAUGUCGGAUUGCCCGCUCUUGUUUCACGUCGACACAGUGAUCCCUCCAUCCAGUUGCCGACAAUGAACGACAUGACCGCUAUGAGACGCCAGAGUGUGGCCGUACCCUCUGGAUCAACGCACCUAUACCCAGUAAAUGCUAGCCCGCAUACCCAGCUCUUGCCUGCAAUCCCGGAAGUCUCGACGUCGUACUCUGCCUCGCAAUACCACCACAACUAUACUAGUAAUUCACAGCAAUACGCACACCCCUCGGCAUCUCUCGUCCUCCCUCGUCUAGGCUCUCAUCACAGCCACAUGCAUUCCAUGCGCUCCGUCGCUCCGUCGCAGAACCCGGCUCAUCACUGGUCACCCCCUCUACUGACUGAGCCGGAUCCUCUCGGGCCCUACUUCACUUCACCCCAGGAGAGAAACUUGAUCCAUCAUUAUCUGCAGAACGCGAUGAGCUUCAUAAUGGCCGUCCCGUCGAUUAAGAACCCCGUCGCCAAGGCGAAUCUGGACCUCAUCCUGGGCCGCACCCGUGGAGUUGACCUUGCCGUUGAAGCGUUGCGUAUGGCGCUGUUGGGUACGGCCGCUGUGCAUCAAUCCUUCCUCUGUUCACGAGGCCUCGCCCACGGUGGAGCUGACGAAGCGAUGCAACUCGCCCUCACGUACCGCGCCAAGUCUAACCAACUGCUCUCCCUCGCAUGCCGUUCGGCGGAGAGUGCAACGGACGACGCAGCCUUGGGGGCAGCUGCUGCGAUUUGUCUAGUAGACAUCUUCUCGAGCGGGCGUGAUUGGUCGGAACCGCUCGACAAAGCGAAGAAGCUCGUCCACUCAAGAGGCGGUCCAGCUGUUCUAUUGGCGAGAAGUUCUCACGCACCGUUGUCGAGGCUGCUCCUAGAGAUCGUAGCACUGUACGAGCUAUUCGGUUGUCUAGUGAAGGCGGAAGUGCCGACCCUUUUGGCACCAAGCGUAAACAAUUGGUGGCUGGAACAAACGAGCUCCGCGGACACUCAAUCACACGUGGAAGAAGGCUUCGGUAUGUCUCGGGAGUUCGUCCCCGAGCUGGCUCGCGUCGUCGCCUUUGUUGCCCGUGCCCUCAACCCGCGCUCACCCGGGGAGGAAGCCCAAGCGGGCUCCCCUCCGGCUACUGACGUUGCUACUGAGGCUCGCGCCCUAUAUCGGUCAAUUGGUGACUGGAGCUCUUCACGGGGUGUCGCACCGGCGAGAGUCGGCGCAGGGGACCGCAUUUACCAGAACGCCGCUCAGAUCGUUCUCCUGCGCGAAAUUCUGCACGUGCCGCCAGAAGACGAAGUCGUGCAACAGCACGCAGAUAUCAUACUGUCCCUGUGUCUGAGCUGUGGGCAGAGCAACAUGAGCGUCGACCUCAACUGGCCUGUCAUCAUUGCAGGUUCGCAGAUGUAUGGCUCUGACCGAACGCGUGUAUUGGCCGUCUUCGAAUCUUUCAGGAAGCAAUGUUGUUAUGAGAUAGAGACAGCGGAGUACAUCGUAUUGCAGGUCUGGAAACGACUUGAUGACAAGCAGCCUCGAGCGGACUGGAGAAGCGUGAUGGAAGACAACGACCUGAAGCACCUCAUCCUCUAGAAGAAUCUCGUUGUGACCGUUAUUGAUUUGCUGUCGUGUUCAUCGCUGUCAUGUAUCGUACUAUAUCAUCUAUACUAUGUCAAGUUCUGAUCACCGUGCACAGCUGGAAAACUUCAGGACCCCCUUCACAGUAG
This is a messenger RNA of Rhodofomes roseus, 2563 nucleotides long. RefSeq names its product fungal-specific transcription factor domain-containing protein. Gene Ontology annotation, cellular component: nucleus. Gene Ontology annotation, molecular function: transcription cis-regulatory region binding; zinc ion binding; DNA-binding transcription factor activity, RNA polymerase II-specific. Bases 375 to 2429 code for a protein of 684 amino acids. Lineage: Eukaryota; Fungi; Basidiomycota; Agaricomycetes; Polyporales; Fomitopsidaceae. The record is from RefSeq and is a predicted model, not a curated record. The transcript is spliced from 18 exons. Gene Ontology annotation, biological process: positive regulation of transcription by RNA polymerase II.